CUUUCAUAUAGCCACUGCGAUUCACAAGGAUUCACCCAACAUAAUCAAUCUGACUUAUAUGGCUUGACUGUGCUUGGCAAUGUGUGUGAUGACCCUUCGACAGAAGCUUCCAGGCUGAGAGUCCCGUCCACUUCUUUCAGACUCCGUCAUGCCGAAGCUUGCGGGCCCUGCGCUUUCUUGCGCGCGAAGCCGACUAGGACCACAUCUUACGAGUUGUGCUACCACUACCCUCAGUCCUUGCGUUUCUGCUCCUCAUCAGUUGUACCUCUCUUCAACUCCACGGCUUUCCGCUCAGCAUGAAAUUCUCCGCGGGUCGCCGUUGACGCCCGUUUCACCCCCACAGACGCAAUUCUCGCAAUCUGGAUUCCGAGCAUCCGCUCUCGACGGACUCGAACGGCCCGGGAAGGAUCAUGAACCACCAGACGAGCGCAUUCUUAAGCUAGGGAAAACUCUUCGAAUACUCUCUCCACUCCUACCGAACAUUCUCACCAAUCCUCUGCCCCCCAAAAUACUGUCCCCGAGCAUUACCCUGCAUCUCUUUCCCUCCACGCACCCUCAUCUCCCUACUGUCAAAGGCCGAACCCUCUAUCGAGCCGCCCUUUGGACUGUCCCGGUGGCCUGGAGCAGCCUGCCCCUUCUCGGCAAUGUCAAACUUAAGAUAGUCAGCGAGCGUAUUGUCCGCGCCGGCACGGUUCUGGACCCCGCCCGCUACGCCCGCGGGGAACACGAUGACAGCGACGAACGCCUAGUCGUGCGCUGGCGGACUGAGCCGCGCAGCGAAAACAACCAUUCUUUCACCUCCAACCCGCAUCCUACCUCGAGCGACACCUCCGCCCGCACAUCUUCGUCCACCGCCUCUAGAUCCUCCUCCUCCUCCUCCUCCUCCUCCUCGUCGUCGUCGUCAUCGUUGCACCCCUCUAAGACUGGAGCGAACAAAGGCCUCAGCGUCCUGUUGGGUGGGGACGCGCCGAUCUUCAAACUCUCCAAAGAAGAACAGUUCACGGGAUUAUUCAUCUUCUCGUUCGAUGAGGAAGGUCGCAUCGCAUCGCAUACGAUCGAACAUUCCGAUGAUGCAUGCGGGUGGGAACGGACUCCGAAAUUCGUUACGCUGGCGGACUGGUUGAUCGGUAAGGCGCGGGAAUCACUGGACCCGUCGCCUGCUGAGCCGGGGUUGGCAUUCCAGGGCGACCACUCAAAUCAGGAGAUACAGCUUCUUUGCGCGGGGAGAGAGGGGCUUUCAUGGUCGCCGGAAGGCCGCCGAUUUUGUGGUAGGCAUGUCAACGCCUGAUCGGUGCUCGAGGUGGUAGAAACCCAUGCUACUGUUUGCUGAGCCCCUGCUACGGCGCUCUCGUUUUCAGACGCCAACCAAUCAUGGA
Messenger RNA from Aspergillus saccharolyticus JOP 1030-1, 1376 nucleotides. RefSeq lists its product as uncharacterized. NCBI's taxonomy places the organism in Eukaryota, Fungi, Ascomycota, Eurotiomycetes, Eurotiales, Aspergillaceae. The record is from RefSeq and is a predicted model, not a curated record. The transcript is spliced from 2 exons. Bases 149 to 1288 code for a protein of 379 amino acids.